AUGACCUUAUUAUCUUCUUAUACACAUCUAAAACAGCAAGUUGUAUAUAAUGUUGGAAGCAGUGACAUUCAAGGUAAUCUUCUUAACCAACUAAAAGAGUUUUACAGAGAUGACAUAGACUCCACAAGAAGACUCGAACAAAUAAAAACUAUUGGGCAACUGUUACGAGUAUUAGAAAUACGCGAUGUUCUUUCCGAAAACAAUGUAACGCCCUUGAAGGAAAUAGCUAGAAGAAUUAAAAACAAUGAUUUAUUAAAGAAAAUAAGUGAAUAUGAGCAGUCCCAUGAUCAUAGGGAACAUUUGAACUUUUAUGCUGCAGAAAAUACACAGAGUUCAUCAUAUUAUAAAGAAACUGAAACAGCUUUACCAUCUGGGCAUCCAUAUGGAAACAUCACUCUAAGAAAAAAGAACCGUAUUAAUGAAACUAUAGUAGAACAAAUUGGCACAUCCUGGAGAGAUCUUGGUAGAAAUCUGAAAUUGCAAGAACACCGAAUAGAUGAAAUUGACAAACAACAAAAUUCUUUAAAAGAUAAAGCUUAUGAGAUAUUGCAUGUAUAUGAAGACCGAGCUGAUCCACAGAGAGGUUUUCUUGUUUUAUGCCACGCUUUGGAGAAAUCUAGACGAAAAGAUUUGUGUAGAAAACUUCAAGAAAUAAUGGUUAUGAACAUAUGA
Molecule: messenger RNA, 672 nt
Organism: Pieris macdunnoughi
Lineage: Eukaryota; Metazoa; Arthropoda; Insecta; Lepidoptera; Pieridae
Source: the annotation of a GenBank genome assembly